AUGCCAGCUUCCAUUACCGUGUUAUGUUACGUGACGAGUUACCAAAAAAAAUUAAUUCCUAAUAAAAAUCUUUCAAUAGUUGAAGCUUCGGGUGUUGUAAGAUCCCGAAGUCUAGACUCUUCCCUAAACGUUAUUUUAACUGGGUUUUACCACCACGAUACUAUUCAAGAAUUAAAUUUACCUGAAUUUGAGGACAAAGAUGUGGUGCUCGCUACUGGAAAUUUUCGUAUCGUUGAAGGCACGGGCCAAAACGAUGAAAAAUAUUCCAUAUUAAAAAUUACCUUAAACGAUGUUGUUCGUUUUAAUACCCUUGAUCCUAACAAUUUACCUGCAUUUCCGAUAUUAAUCAACAUAACGGCAUUAGUUCAAGAAGACCCGGAAAUCGAUAACGAAGAUGUAGUCGUUAAUGUUUUGACCAAAAAUUAUGUGGACCAAGGUUAUGUUAAUCUUAAACUAACAUGCUAUCAUCCCACUUCUGCACGAUAUUUAACAAAUACGACCGCUGCUAUAAAGAAAGAUUCUGUAAUCUAUAUUAACGGCAAACUCAUGAUAACCGAUGAUGAUAACAUAGUUCAUAUUCGUGCUGUUUCGUUUCCGGAAUACCAGAAAUUAAAUAUAAUUACAAAAAAUAACUCGAUGCAAUUUUCAUGGGAAUCGACCGACCAAAAUAAUACGAAUCAGCAAAAUGCCUCCACCAUCGCUCAAACCAUAGCCACAAGAGUCAAAGGAAGCACCCGACGCAAAAAAACCACACCUACCGCUAAACCGUAUCUUAAAACCAACUCUCGUCCAAAGGUUACUGAUUUGGCAAAUGAUCUUCUAAAUAAACUUUCGGAUCCGAAUACAUCUAAUCAAACUGCUACCGAAUAA
Molecule: messenger RNA, 870 nt
Organism: Dentiscutata heterogama
Lineage: Eukaryota; Fungi; Glomeromycota; Glomeromycetes; Diversisporales; Gigasporaceae
Source: the annotation of a GenBank genome assembly